Scedosporium apiospermum is the source of this 1488-nucleotide messenger RNA. RefSeq lists its product as uncharacterized. Gene Ontology annotation, molecular function: transmembrane transporter activity. Bases 1 to 1488 code for a protein of 495 amino acids. Gene Ontology annotation, biological process: transmembrane transport. Gene Ontology annotation, cellular component: membrane. The transcript is spliced from 5 exons. The record is from RefSeq and is a predicted model, not a curated record. NCBI's taxonomy places the organism in Eukaryota, Fungi, Ascomycota, Sordariomycetes, Microascales, Microascaceae.
AUGGCGGAUAAAGAAGCUGCCCGUAGUGUUCAUCACGUCGAUUUAAAGGAGAAGUUCGACAAUCAAAGCUUGGUUGGCAAAGAACGACGCAAUGGCUACCAACAUUUAUUGACCGAGGAACAAGAGCAGUUCCUCAACAGCGUUGAGCCUUCUGAGCAAGACAAGAUUUUCCGCAAGGCAUGGAAUGCCAAGAUUGAAGGUUUGGAAGCCGACCUCGGCAUGUCGGGGACAGACUACAACCUGAUAGCAGCCAUCUUCUUCAUACCAUAUCUAAUGUUUGAGCUGCCGAGCAACACUCUGCUGUUACGAUUCAAGCGGCCUUCCUAUUAUUUGGGCGUCAUCGUCACCGCUUGGGGACUUGUUAUGACCUGCACAGGCUUUGUCAAGAAUAUGGGUGGUUUGGCAGCAUGCCGAGCAUUGUUAGGUCUCUUUGAAUCCGGAUUUUUCCCUGCCGCAGUCUACCUCAUCAGCAAGUGGUAUCCGCCUAAUCGAACAUACUGGCGAGUCGCAAUUUUCUACUCCGCCAGCGCCGCUUCUGGAGCCUUCUCGGGGCUCCUAGCCGCAGCCAUAGCACAGAUGGACGGUGUCAGAAAUCUGGAGGGCUGGCGAUGGAUCUUCAUUCUUGAGGGAGUCGCUUCAGUCCUAAUUGGCCUGAUGUGUUUCUUCUUCUUACCAGACUCCCCAUCCCUUUCCAAGUGGCUGGCGCCAGAUGAAGCCCGGUUUCUCAACCUAUUGCAUGACGCCACGCGAGGCCGUAUGGAGAUGGAGAAGAAGAAAGCUGACAAUAGAAAGACGCUGGUCAAGGUAGUCAAGGAUUGGCAACUUUACGUACAUGCUCUCAUUUUCAACGGCGUCGGCAUUCCCCUCUACGGAGUCAAGUUCACGAUGCCGCAGAUUGUCAAGAACAUGGGAUUUGCCUCUACAAAAGCGCAACUCAUGACCGCUCCGCCAUAUGCGGUAGCCGCACUCGCAUCCUUAUUAUGUGCAUGGUUCUCAGACAAGUACAGGUGGCGAAUGCCCUUCAUGGUUGGACCUCAGGUUUUAACACUCGUCGGAUUCGCCAUACUUUACGUCGUCUCGGACAAGCUCAAGGACAACAUUGCCCUCGCGUAUUUUUGCCUGUUCAUCGUUUGCGCUGGAACGUACCCGACUCUUCCUGGGAUCAACUCCUGGUCGUCUGAUAACUUGGCAGGGCCCGCUAAGCGAGCAAUGGGACUGGGCUUCAUGAUCAUGAUGGGCAACGUCAGUGGGUUUGGCGGCAGCUACAUCUUCAUCAACAAGGAGGCUCCCAAGUAUCCGACUGCUUAUGGACUGUCUCUCGGCCUGCUCUGCACGGCCGUCGUAGCAUCUAUUUCUUUGGAUUAUGUGUAUUGGACAAUUAACAAGCGGAGGAAGGCUAUGACACCCGAGGAGAUUUCUGCGGAGUACACCAAUGAGGAGCUAGAUGAGCUAGGAGACCGCUCACCGCUCUUUCGCUAUCAGUUGUAA